Messenger RNA from Tauraco erythrolophus (red-crested turaco), 879 nucleotides. The record is from RefSeq and is a predicted model, not a curated record. NCBI's taxonomy places the organism in Eukaryota, Metazoa, Chordata, Aves, Musophagiformes, Musophagidae.
CACGUCCAGCUGGAUAGCAGACCUACAUUAACCACCACAGAUGGAAAUCAGAACAUCACAGAAGUAGAUGCACUGGAUAUAAGACAAACACUUGAUCCUGCAGUGCAAUACAAAAUGAACCAUCAAAGAAGAGGAGUUGCAUUAAUCUUCAAUCACGAGCACUUUUUUUGGCAUUUGAGGCUGCCAGAUAGACGUGGGACCCUUGCAGACAGAAACAAUCUGCAACGCAGUUUGACAGACCUUGGAUUCGAAGUCAGACAUUUUGAUGAUCUGAAAGCAGAAGACGUGCUGCAGAAAAUUUAUGAAGCCUCUAAGGAUGACCACAGCAAUGCUGACUGCUUUGUUUGUGUGUUCCUGAGUCAUGGUGAGAAUGAUCAUGUUUAUGCAUAUGAUGCCCAAAUCAGAAUUGAGACAAUCACAGACAUGUUCAGAGGAGACAAGUGCCAAAGUCUGGUAGGAAAACCGAAGAUAUUUAUCAUUCAGGCAUGUCGAGGUGAUAAACAUGACGAUCCAGUUAUUGCUCAGGAUUCAGUAGAUGGUAGUGAUGAAUCCGUUGUCAAUGAGACCGAAGUGGAUGCAUCUGGUGUCUACACCCUGCCUGCUGGUGCAGACUUUAUCAUGUGCUACUCUGUGGCGCAAGGUUACUUUUCUCAUCGUGAAACUGUAAACGGCUCCUGGUACAUUCAGGAUUUGUGUGAGGAACUUCAGAAGCACGGCUCUUCCUUGGAGUUCACAGAACUGCUUACUGUUGUUAACAGGAAAGUAUCACAUCGCAGAGUGGAUGUGUGCAGAGACAUUAAUGCUAUAGGAAAAAAACAGAUUCCCUGUUUUGCCUCAAUGUUAACUAAAAAAUUGUAUUUUCAUCCAAAAUCGAAGUAG